UCUGGACUGUUGCUUUAAUGAGAUUUCACAAGGUCACAACUUUUCUUGGCUGGAACUCAAAUUUGUUCUUAUCCUGCAGGAAAGCAUGAGAGGUUCUCCAGCAAAAGCUCGUGUUGUAUAUGCUCCUGUGGAAGUAAUUGGUGGUGAAGACCGACUUUUACGUGCCUGUCAGGUGAUCACUAAUGCGUUCACUGAAGCUGGUCUUGUUCUUGAAAAAGAUGCAAACCAGAAGUUAAAGUUGCAUGCCACUAUAAUGAAUGCGCGACACAGAAAAAGCAAAACAAGAUCAAGAAAAGCUGAUUCCUUUGAUGCACGAACAAUUUUUGGUCAAUAUGGCUCGGAAGAAUGGGGAGAGUAUCUUAUCCGUGAAGCUCAUCUUUCACAAAGGUUUGUGUUCGAUGACAAUGGCUAUUACCAUUGCUGUGCUUCCAUCCCAUUUCCUGAAGAGAUGCAGCUAGAUUGAGUUUUAGAAGCCGGGUUUAAUAGUUUGUUUUUUCCUGUUACUGGUAGUAUACUCUCCUAGUUAAUUGUGUUUGGAUCAUCCAUUAUACUCUAGGCUGUUUGGUUGAAGCUGAGAGUUAUUAUUCUGUGUGCGACCAAUGUACCCUGAAAGACACAGACGAGUUCUUUUUAACUCUCAAUAUCAUGUGUAGAAUUCCAGAAAUC
Messenger RNA from Nicotiana tabacum (common tobacco), 666 nucleotides. Lineage: Eukaryota; Viridiplantae; Streptophyta; Magnoliopsida; Solanales; Solanaceae. The record is from RefSeq and is a predicted model, not a curated record.